UGAUGGCGCCCAGGUUACCGCUAGCCUGUUCGACAUGUCAGAUACAGUCAGUCAUCUUGGCCCGGAAGCUUACCCCAAUCAACACGACUUUCUUGAAUUGCACUGCGGUCGACAUCUUGAAACGCACAGAAAGUGAUUGACCGGACCAUUUUUUGCAGCUCGUGAAACCGAUGUCAAUUUAUCUUCACGCCCAUCGAUGGAUACGGAGACUGUUGCUGACAAAACAGCAUUCGACCUUUCAUCUUGUCGUGAAAUCUGCUCACAAAUCUCGCUAUGUUGAGUGCUAUGGCGCUCUCGUUGCAGUGGAGUAAAUCUGGGAUCUCAACGAGCCAUCGGCCAAUUCAAGGCCCACCUAGAUCGUGGCAUCAGGUUUGGGCCUUCCAGAAUGCUAGGCAAGCAUGGCUGGCAAGUGCGGAGCAAUCGUCCGCGUGUCCGCACCUCCACCAGUCUGUCCGCUCUGCUGCGGCUUUCCGCUCCGCACUUUGCUUUACGGCCGGCUAUCGUUUGUGCUGAGGGGUUGAGAAGGAAAUACCCUAUGGUACAAGAGCCGGUACCUGGCACUGACGGGGAUAACCCCACGGAUGAGUGUCGCUGACUCCAGUUGCAUGUCAGCUUUUCCGAAGCGACCAAGGUAUUAUAAGUGUGGGGAAAUGCAUCAGCAGUGUUGGUUUCAGCACAAUCAGACUUGGAGUCAGCUUAGUCUUGCUCGUGACCUGUCAGAGAUUAUUCCUUUAGGUGUGCAUCUGUCUGAGGUUCUAUGUUUUCUGGAUCCCCCUAUAACGGAGCAGCAACGCUGUUUUGAAGAACGCUCUUAUUACCGAAUCGAACAGUCACUUCGAAAAGCCAGGCCAUAACUCUCCGCAAGCUCGAACAGAGGAACAAGUACUGACAUCGCGGAACCCUGAGACUUUGUACCGGGUUGAUGCGAUGGUAAUGGCAUCGCUCAUCGCUAUUGGGGCUGCUGCUUUUGUCCUACUGGGUAUCCUCAUUCACAAUGUCGGCCAGCGAACUAGACUUCCAAGUUGUGCAAGGUUUCCACCUGGUCCAAAGGGUAAAGCUCUUGUCGGCAAUUUGUUGGAUAUCCCCGUUCAGCACUCUUGGAUCAAGUUCAAAAGUUGGGCAGAUCAGUACGGGCCCAUCUUCCGACUCAACAUUUUCGGGCGAAACCAUGUUGUCGUAUCGACUGAGAAGAUAGCCAAUGAUCUUCUACGAGAGCGUGGGAAUCUCUACUCGUCGCGCGAACAAUUACCCAUGGCUGUACGAUUAUUGUCACGGAAUCUGAGACCAUUGUUCAUCCCAUAUGGAGAGCUAUGGCGACGAGAACGGAAAGUGAUACAUGCUGUCACGAUGCAUGCGGCGGCCACCUCGUACCAGCCUGCGCAGUUGUGGGAAUCUGAACGACUGCUAUACGACUUGCUGAGGAUGCCUGAAAAGUACGAGCUCCUUUUUGAGCGAUAUGCCGGAGCUCUCGUCAUACGCUUGGGCUACGGCAAGGAAAUGGAGACAGGAGAGGAGCCCUACGCGCGAGACAUCCUGAAGGUCGUGCAUACCGUUGAGCGCGUUGCUUCACCUGGAGCUUACCUUGUCGACACGUUCCCAAUAUUGAUGCUUCUGCCCAAGUGGUUGGCACCGUUCAAGCAAGAAGCAGAACGAUUGCACGACUUCGAGAUCAAGCUGUUCAGAAGCUUGCUUUUCGAAGUCCGUGACAGGAUGAGAGAUGGAAAAGCGCCCAAAUGCUUCGCGAAGACCUUCCUGGAGCGGCAAGCAGAGUUUGGCCUUUCGGACGACGAAGGUGCAUAUGUCAUUGGGACUCUUUUCGAAGCAGGGGCUGGAACGACUUCCGCUGCAAUGAUGUCUUUCGUAUUAUCGAUGUGUCACAACCCGGAAUGGCAGCAGAAGAUACAGCAGGAGGUGGACCAAGUCGUAGGGGACGGACGAAUGCCCGAUUUCAGUGAUAUUCCUCAAUUGCCAACCGUACGGGCCGUCGCGAAGGAGACGUUGAGAUGGCGUCCAGUGACUGCUGGCGGUGUCCCUCAUCAACUCAUCAAAGACGACGUGUACGAUGGCUUCUUUUUCCCUGCUGGCACCAACGUACAUGCCAACCAAUGGGCCAUCCACCGUGACCCAGACCUGUACCCAGACCCAGAGACCUUCAAUCCCAAUCGUUGGCUAUCUCGCGAGUAUCCAACUUUCCGAGAGCCACUCGACAAGUACCCAAAUCUACAGAACUUCUCAGCAUUCGGCUUUGGGCGUCGCAUUUGUCCCGGCCAGAAUAUCGCGGAGAAUUCUCUCCACCUGCUCAUUGCGCGAAUGGCUUGGGCCACUGAGAUAUCAAAAAGGCCGGGAGUUGAGGUGCCUCUCUAUGACUACACUGCGGGCUUUAACGUGCAACCAAAACCAUUCGUCUUCGAUUUGAAGCCGCGGAAUGAGGCAAGAAAGAGCAUUGUCGAUAAGACUUGGGAAUAUGGGAAGAAUAGGGAUCCUCUAGGAUCGAGUUGAGCCGCGUCUGAUCAUGUGUUAUUCAUUCCGACGUCAAUCAUUUUGCACGACGUCUGAGGUGUUCUGGCAACGCUUUCAACUCCUCGGUCUCACGUUUCCCAUCGACAGACUGCACGGCUCACAUUGUCUUGAAUGCUCACAGCUGCCCUAGCCAUGCAAUCUUGCACAUUUACAGACGCCCAAGCAUCUGCCAUCGACAGUGGGACGUUCGUUCUUGCGGCGCCUUGACAUGCGAGCUCCCGCAACUCCUCUGCAUGAGAUCCAAAAAUCGAGCCGUCCAUACUUAUACCAUCUCACCCGCAGUCCUCCUUAAGAAAGCUACCGUCUCUUCUACACGAGUCAAGAACGGAGCAUGCCCACACCCUUCGACUAUCUCGGUCCUGAUUUCUCCGACAGCCUUCGGCCUCAGAGUAUUCAACAUCCUCUCCUGAGUCUCGGGAGGAAUAGCCUUAUCUGCACCGGUUAUCAGAUAGUGCAGAGGAAUCACCUCAUGCGCCGAGAAACGACACUUGUCGACCAGUGCGGCUGAAGCCAUGGGUUUCAACAUGGCCGUCCACUUCUUCUUCUCCUCGUCGGGCAGCUCGUGGAAGAAAAUGUCCACCGGAGGCGGAUCGAGGGUCGCAGGCAUCUCGGCUGGAUUCAGCGGCGGUCGCUGUUCCGCUUGGCGCAUGUCCGUUUCCGCCGGGAUGAUGAAGGACGUCAGUGCCGCAAUGGCCACAACGCUGGUCUUGUGCCCUGCGGCCGUGCGUAAGAUUGUGUCAAGCCCUUUGAGCGCGGACGUCGUUGGAAUGCCGCCGUAGCUGUGUGGGACGACGAUGACAUCGGAGGAAUCGAGUUCGGUGAGGAUUGUCUCUCGGAUGGUCGUUGCAUCUUCCGUACAGUCUGUCGAUGGGGAGAUGUGAGAUUGGGCAGUUGAUGGGAGAUAGGGAGCGACGGUCUUGUAUCCAUGGUCGGUAAGGGCUUCGAUCAGGCUUUGGAAGUGGGCUGGACUGUGCCAGGCGCCGUGGACGAGGACAAAUGUUGGUCUAGUUAUAGUCAUAGUCGCUUCGUUACUAGUACCUCUUGAGAUUCGCCAGAGCUAUUCCCAGCGACUUGGUCACGAAGCUGUAAGAGUUUUCGAUGGGGACGAG
This is a messenger RNA of Exophiala xenobiotica, 3629 nucleotides long. RefSeq lists its product as uncharacterized. The coding region runs from base 928 to 2499 and encodes 523 amino acids. NCBI's taxonomy places the organism in Eukaryota, Fungi, Ascomycota, Eurotiomycetes, Chaetothyriales, Herpotrichiellaceae. The transcript is spliced from 4 exons. The record is from RefSeq and is a predicted model, not a curated record. Gene Ontology annotation, molecular function: oxidoreductase activity, acting on paired donors, with incorporation or reduction of molecular oxygen; iron ion binding; monooxygenase activity.